Messenger RNA from Colletotrichum phormii, 1503 nucleotides. RefSeq lists its product as uncharacterized. Bases 1 to 1503 code for a protein of 500 amino acids. The record is from RefSeq and is a predicted model, not a curated record. Gene Ontology annotation, molecular function: zinc ion binding; transcription cis-regulatory region binding; DNA-binding transcription factor activity, RNA polymerase II-specific. Gene Ontology annotation, biological process: regulation of DNA-templated transcription; DNA-templated transcription. Gene Ontology annotation, cellular component: nucleus. Lineage: Eukaryota; Fungi; Ascomycota; Sordariomycetes; Glomerellales; Glomerellaceae. The transcript is spliced from 3 exons.
AUGGAUGAGAGUGGACCAUCAUGUCUGCGAUGUUCUGAAGGAAAUCUGGGCUGUGUGCUGGGCAAGAAUUUGCAGAGCAUCAUCGACGAGAAGACACACGAGGCGGUCUUACAAGACAUCGAAAACCUGCACAACACUCUGAGAGAAGUCACCAAGAAGAUGGGCCUACCAGAGCCAGCGGCACUACAGAGUUCAACUCUUCAAAAAGCAGCCGAGUCCCCGUCACAGCAGAGCCACUCCGGCCCCGGGCUGACUACCAACGCAGCCCGCUUUGGCGUUGCCGGGCAAGAUAACCAUGGUCCCUCGUGCGACAACUCACCCAAGAUAUCCCCUGAAGACGAAAACCUCCCCCACGUUCCGAUCCAUUCACUCUACGCUCUCACAAAGCUGAGAGCGCUCAGGUCACCAGACGCCCCGGAAGGCCAUUCGAGUCCAGCCCAAGACGACUUCAUUGCCCGAGGUGCCCUACGCCUAGAAGAUGCCGAACGCCUUUUUCGACUCUAUCGAGACCGUUUAGAUGCUUUCAUGUACGGCGUGGGAUGCAAGUACCAACAACUAGAUGAGUUGCGCCGCAAGAGCCCCAUCUUAGCUGCAGCGACCCUGACUGUUGCCUCGCUUCACGACCCUCAGUCAAAUAGUCUCUACGGUGUCUGCAGCUCGGAAUUUCGGCGGCUCAAUGAGAGGUCCAUGUUCGAUCGGCGGGUGAAUCGUGACUAUCUCCGCGCCAUGUGCGUGGCGUCGUACUGGCUCUCCGAUAUGUCGUGGAUGCUGUCCGGGUACGCGAUACGGAGGGCGGCGGAGUGUAACCUGCACAACAGCUAUACUCGCGCCAUACAAGAGAAGAGCGAGGAAGCUGCUGAUGGUGCACGGUUAUGGUACAUAUUGAACAUUUGCGAUCAACACCUUGCCACGUUGUAUGGGAGGCCGGCGAUUGUGCAGGAGGACUCGUCCAUGCAGCAAUGGGAAAGCUUCCUUCAAUCACCAAUAUCGACUGAGGAAGACAAGCGCCUCGCAUGUCAGGUUGCAUUGUUGGGAAUAAUUGGCAGCAUUCGAGAGCUCUUCGGGCCUGACAAGGGUCAACCGACACCGCGAGCCUUUGUUCACCAAAUCACCCACUUCAAUAAGGAGCUCGAUCACUGGAUCAAACAUUGGUCUGAGACGCUAUCAGGCCGCUUCCCUCGCAAAGGCGCUCUCCUCCAUUUUCACUUCGCCAAGCUUCACCUCUACUCCCAUAUCUUCCGAGGCCUCUCAGGAGACAGUCCAAUACCGCACCACUUUCUCGACUGUGCUGCGACAGCAAUCUCGGUAGCCACGUCAACCAUCGACUUCAUCAACACCGACCCGGAUGUCGCCGCAGGGGUAGUCGGCAUGCCGUCCUACCUGCAUUGCAUGACAGCCUUUGCCUGCAUGUUCCUGCCGGCGUGGUGUAGUGGCAUACACCUGGCAAGGCCUCUGGAGCCCAGAGGUCGCUGGUUCGAUUCCAGCCGCCGGCAACUGCUUUAA